Molecule: messenger RNA, 216 nt
Organism: Rotaria sp. Silwood1
Lineage: Eukaryota; Metazoa; Rotifera; Eurotatoria; Philodinida; Philodinidae
Source: the annotation of a GenBank genome assembly
AUGUCAAGUACAAAUAAUUCGAAUAGUAUUCCAUUGAAUACAACAACAGAAAAUGAAUUAGAUGAUCUUGUAUCACAACUUCGUAAAAAAAUUAAUCAAAGUGAUUGGCUUACACAUAAUACUUCAGCUAAAUGGGAACAAGAAAAUCCUGAAUUAGCUAAACAAUGGCGUGAAGCUAUAAAAAUUCAACCAACAAAUAACUCUACUGAACAAUAA